Molecule: messenger RNA, 1377 nt
Organism: Cajanus cajan (pigeon pea)
Lineage: Eukaryota; Viridiplantae; Streptophyta; Magnoliopsida; Fabales; Fabaceae
Product: alpha/beta-Hydrolases superfamily protein
Molecular function (GO): catalytic activity
Source: RefSeq, a predicted model, not a curated record
CCUCACUCUCGAGUCUCGAACAAAACGCACGCACGCAAAACACAAAAAGCAAAAAGCAAAAAGCAAACCACACUCUGCACUGUUUCUUCAUCAUUGACCAAUCAUAUCAGUCUCUCGCACACACACACACAGAGGGAUGGCGGGGUGUUUCAGCUUCACAGCCACGCGCGACACCUGCUUCCGCUAUUCCUUCUCCAACGCGGGCCUCAAGUCCACCACCACAGAUCUCGGCGACGGCUCCAUCAUCCACUCAUGGGCCCCCAAGGCCCACAACGACUCCAAGCCCACUCUCCUCCUCCUCCACGGGAUAGGGGCCAACGCAAUGUGGCAGUGGAACGACUUCGUCUCGCCCCUCACGCGCCGCUUCAACGUCUACGUCCCGGACCUUCUCUUCUUCGGGGACUCCUACACCACCCGCCCUGACCGCUCCGAGGCCUUCCAGGCCCACUGCGUCAUGGGCCUCCUCCAGGCCCACGGAGUCCGCACAACCAGCGUGGUCGGGAUAAGCUACGGCGGCUUCGUGGCCUACAGCCUCGCCGCGCAGUUCCCGGAGCGCGUGGAGAAGGUGGUGCUAUGCUGCGCCGGGGUUUGCUUGGAAGAGAGGGACAUGGACGAAGGCAUGUUUCAAGUGAAGAGUGUCGAAGAAGCUGUUGAAAUUUUGUUGCCGCAGACGCCGGAAAAAUUGAGGCAGCUCGUGCAGCUCACGUUUGCUAAGCCUAUCAAACUCAUGCCAACUUGUUUCCUCUCUGAUUUCAUUCACGUGAUGUGUACGGAAAACCGCCAAGAGAGGAAAGAACUAAUCGAGACAUUGCAUAAGGAUAGAAAACUUUCUAAUCUUCCCAAGAUAACCCAGCCUACGUUAAUAAUCUGGGGAGAACAGGACCUGGUAUUCCCAAUGGAAUUAGCUCACAGACUGAAAAGGCAUCUGGGAGACAACGCACAACUAGUGGUUAUUAAGAAUGCAGGGCAUGCACUGAAUGUAGAGAAGCCGAAGGAGAUGUACAAGAAUUUAAAAUCCUUCCUCAUUGAUCCCAUCACUCCAAAUGUGCAAAAGAACCACAGUAAUGGUCGCAAGAUGGAUUAGCACUUAGCAGGGUCAGACUAUUGAAAUGGAAGAGAUUUAAUUUAAGGCAUUGUGGAUUUGCUUGUGUGUCUAUUUGUUUAUACUUUAUACGCUGUUAUCAGCCAUGCGAUAUAUAUAUUUUUUCUUGGAUAGGAACGAGAGGGAUAGUUGGAAAACUGGUUAUUUGUAGAGAACGAGAACAGUGCAUCUGCUGCCAAUUUAAAAGGAUGUAGAUGAGCAUCAGAAAAGAAAUUUUAGGCCAUCCGCUCUAAAUUCAUCAUUCGGGAAACAGUGCUACGGUAGGAUCUAGAAAA